AUGUCUUUCAAACGCAGUCAUGUCCAUCGGCGAGGACACAAUGAUGUGGUGGACGUUGACUUCGAUUCUGACUUGAACCAGAACAAAGUUCUCGGCGAUAAUGAGGGCGCCCUGCCGACGCUGAGCAAGCGGGUAGUGACGGUCUACGAGACGCAAACCCCAGAUGGCUGGGACGGCCUUGGUCUCUUGACGACUCUUGAACGUGCGACCAUCACGCAAGUUGUCCAACAGACAGUAACGUCGACUGAGGGAGACGAACCAACUCCCACUCCGGCUGAGACGUCCCCGAGGAUUUCUAUGGGCGCUCCUGCUGUCAAGGGCACUCCUACGAGCAGCAGCGCCAUCGCCAGCAGCACCAGCAUCAACCGAGGCGGCAACGACGAUGAUACAUCAUCGUCACUCCCCACGGCCAUUAUGGCAUCCACAGCAUCCGAUGCGAGCGCUGGGGGCCCACUGGCGUUGGCCACCGAAGCGUCAAGCUCUUCCAGCACCUCCAAGCCAUCAACGGCCGCAGACUCCACGGCUGCCUCGGCCGCAUCAGCAACUCAGUCAGAAUCGUCCGGUACAAGUUCCGGCUCAAGCGGCGCAGCAGCCAAGGCAGGCAUUGCGAUCGGCGUCCUGGCUGGUGUUUUCGUCAUUCUCGGUUUGGUGUAUUUUCUGGUCGCCAAGCGGAAGAGGCAGAUGCGAGAGGAGCAACGUCUGGCCGAUGACGAGAAGCUCAAUGGCCCAUUUGGAGACCAUGCUCGUGCCCCUCCGACUCCAGCGAAACCCCCGCGCCUCAGUUUGCGGCCGAUGACCCAGCUGUUCCUAGGAGGCCCGAACACCGCGGAGAAGCGAGCCAGCAAGGGGCCUCAACAGAACAUCGCCAUGGUGGCUAGCCCGACCAUGAAGCGGGCUCCAGGUGCCAGCGCUUGGGAAAGGCCCAUGACCGGUGACAGUCAGGAUGCGCGCAACCCGUUCGGAAACCACGCUGAGACUAUCCUGGAAGAGCCUGCUACGCCUAGAAACCCUGCCAGCCCCAUGACGCCAAUCAGCGAGGUCAGCAUGAUCGCGUCGCCCACGUUGACACCUGGCCUCGCCCCUGCUCCUCGAGCUUCUGCUAUCACGACCGAUUCUGCGGUUCUGGCCCCGAUUGUCACGCACUCCCCGCCGCUCUCUCCGCAUCCUCCGCAGCAAGGCGCUCCCGGCGGUGCUGCUCCUGCGCCUUUGCAGAUGCAUCCUGCUGGUCCUGCCGCCUCAACGCCUGCUGCGUCCGAAGCUGCCGCUGUACCGACGGCCGCGGCAGCAGCUGGCCCAGCUGGCGCAGUUGCUAGUGCCACAGCUGCGACUGGGCUGCAACGCAAGCAAUCCGUACGGAAGGACAAUGUUCCCGCGCCUCUUGAUUUGACUCUACCCCCGAAGCUCGGCCCUGUGCCCCCUAGUCCGGCUGGCACUGAGUUCAGCGUGCAUGAAGUCGAGUCUGGCCAGGCAUCAGAACCAUCAGCUGGUGCUGCUGCGAUCGCCGCUGCAGGCGGACCUGCAGACUCGUCGGUUCACCGUGUCCAGCUCGACUUCAAGCCGACUAUGGAUGAUGAGAUGGAACUGCGCACCGGCCAGGUCGUGAGACUGCUUCAUGAGCACUCUGCAUUCGCCUUGACCGAUCUCAGCAAGGAGUUGUUCCCCGAACUUGUCUGUCUACUCGUCCCGUCAAGCCCAGGCCCCCACCUCAGCAAGCGGGCCCCCGAGGGCCACCGGUCAACCCUCAGGGACGACCCCGAGGCCCUUCUGUGA
Diaporthe citri is the source of this 1770-nucleotide messenger RNA. RefSeq lists its product as uncharacterized. The transcript is spliced from 2 exons. Lineage: Eukaryota; Fungi; Ascomycota; Sordariomycetes; Diaporthales; Diaporthaceae. The record is from RefSeq and is a predicted model, not a curated record. The coding region runs from base 1 to 1770 and encodes 589 amino acids.